Messenger RNA from Manihot esculenta (cassava), 1356 nucleotides. Its product is annotated as GDSL esterase/lipase 1. Gene Ontology annotation, biological process: lipid metabolic process. The coding region runs from base 38 to 1144 and encodes 368 amino acids. The transcript is spliced from 5 exons. NCBI's taxonomy places the organism in Eukaryota, Viridiplantae, Streptophyta, Magnoliopsida, Malpighiales, Euphorbiaceae. The record is from RefSeq and is a predicted model, not a curated record. Gene Ontology annotation, molecular function: lipase activity.
AUCACAAUUAACAAAAUGCAAUAGAAAUUACAAAAAUAUGGAAAGUUCAAGAUUUCAUCGUUGCUUGCUGAUUUUGUGUGCAAGUCUUCUCAUCUCAACAAGCACUCAGAAUCCUCCACAGCACCAUGUCGCCUUAUUCAUCUUCGGGGAUUCACUCUUCGACGCUGGAAACAAUAACUAUCUUAAAAACGCUAUUGGCCUGGCAAAUUUCUGGCCUUAUGGGGAAACUUUCUUUAAGCAUCCUACUGGCAGGUUUUCAGAUGGUCGCCUCAUUUCUGAUUUUAUUGCCGAGUAUUUGAAGUUGCCGUUGAUUCCACCGUAUCUCCAGCCGGGUAUUGAUCAUUUUACAGAUGGAGUAAACUUUGCUUCAGGUGGAGCUGGUGCUUUAGUUGAAACCCAUCAAGGCAACGAAGGAAGAGUGAUAGACCUUAAAACUCAGGUUCUUUAUUUGAAGAAUGUGAAGGAACAUAUACAGCAGCAGAAAGGUGAUGCAGAAACCAGGAGAUUGUUGUCCAGAGCCAUUUACUUGAUUAGCAUUGGAGGCAACGAUUACAUAGCACCCUCCAGUGUUUUUGAAUCCUUCUCUAAAGAAGAAUAUGUGGGGAUGGUCAUUGGAAACCUCACAUCUGUCAUCAAAGAAAUUUACAAGAUUGGAGGAAGGAAAUUUGCAUUUGUAGGUAUGGGAGCUUUUGAUUGUUCACCAAACAUGAGAGCACUUAAACAGGAUGAAGGAGGUUGUGAUGAAGAAAUCACAGCUCUAGCAAAACUCCAUAAUCAAGUGCUUCCUGAAAUACUCAAAGAGCUGAAAAGUGAGCUGAAGGACUUCAAGUAUUCAUUUUUUGAUUUCUACUCUACAUUAAGUGAAAGAAUUAAUAACCCUUCAAAAUAUGGUUUCAAGGUGGCAAACGAGGCAUGCUGUGGAUCAGGUCCAUUCAGAGGAGUUCUAUCAAGCUGUGGAAUAUCAAAAGAUUAUAAAGUAUGUGAAGAUGUGAGUGAAUAUUUGUUCUUUGAUUCUGUUCAUCCCACAGAGAAGGCCUACAAGCAACUUGCAAAGCUAAUCUGGAGAGGAGGUUACAACGUUAGCUGGCCUUACAAUAUUAAAACUCUAGUGGAUGCAGACCUCAAACACAGCUUUUGUAACUAAAUGAUCCUCUUUUCCAUUAUUGUCUUUUUUUUUUUUUGGUUGCCCUCUCCUUGUGUAGUAUUUAACUAAGUUGAAGCUAUACUUUAUGUGGGGAUUUAUAAAUUUGGCACGUAAACCUUUUUCCUUUGUUGGGUAUUUUAUGUAAAAAAUGAUUUGCAUGUAAUAAUUAUUAUAUAAUGAUGACUUAAAAAAGAACAUUUUUGGGUGGGGGA